AUGCCGGGUAAUAAGCACAUUACUGAAACACAGGUUGCUCAGGUAGUUGCUUUAUACAAGCAUAAAGUGUCAACCUCCGAAAAUGCUGCUAGUGUCGGUGUGACAGUCAGAACUGCCCAGCACUGGAUUAAAAAGUUCAAGGAUGGGGGCGAGAGGGCCCAACCCAAGGUUGGAACAUCGACAGGGAGAAAGAGGAAACUAACCAGCAGAGACCUCGGUUUUCUUCGAAUUGCUAUUGAGAAGAAUCCAAGAGCUUCCUCUAAACAGCUGAAGGAGCAAAACAGGAAAAUCUUCAGUCAUAUCUGUGCCAAAACCCUAAGAAAGUACAUGAAGGGCGGCUUAGGAUACCGUUGUCUUGCUGCCAAGAAAAAACCGCUCCUGACGAGGCGUCGCAUUAGGAAUCGCCUAUCAUACGCUAGGCGUAUGUUGAAGAAUUUAACCCUCCAGCACUUUAAAGGAUCCUUUAUAGUGACGAAGUCACAUUCAGUGUCUCCUCAGGCUCCUUCAAGGAUGGUUUACCGAUCCCGUAGUAGUGACCCUUACCGGGAGAAGUACGUGAAUACGACCACGAAACACCCUAUUGAUUCUUUGAUGUUCUGGGGUUGCUUUUCAUACCACGGCAAAGGGGCGUUGGUAAAACUGCCCAAGAAUGUUACUAUGAACCAGUACAACUACUCUGAGCUGAACCAGUACAACUACCCUGAGCUGUUAAUGGAAUAUUUGGUACUGUCAAUGGUCAAAUGUAAUGCAAAGGUGUUCAUGCAGGACGGUGCUCCUUGUCAUAGGGCAAAAACUGUCACAGAUCUCCUUAAAUUCUGUAAAAUCCCUUUUCUUGGUGACUGCCUGGCAAUAGCCCCGAUCUCAAUCCCAUUGAGAAUUGUGGGCAUCAUCAAAGCACAAUUAAGGGACCGCGACACCUCCAGUCUCAAGAAAACUAGAGAGAGAGGUCAGAGACAUUUGGGAGAACUUUCCCGAAACCAUCCUUGGAAACUUAGCCAAGAGUGUUCCAGGACGACUUCAGCAGUUAAAAAGAAGCGUGGGGGUCGCACCAAGUAUUAG
This is a messenger RNA of Macrobrachium nipponense, 1059 nucleotides long. RefSeq lists its product as uncharacterized. The record is from RefSeq and is a predicted model, not a curated record. Lineage: Eukaryota; Metazoa; Arthropoda; Malacostraca; Decapoda; Palaemonidae. The coding region runs from base 1 to 1059 and encodes 352 amino acids. The transcript has a single exon. Gene Ontology annotation, molecular function: nucleic acid binding.